This is a messenger RNA of Cylindrotheca closterium, 4713 nucleotides long. The record is from the annotation of a GenBank genome assembly. NCBI's taxonomy places the organism in Eukaryota, Bacillariophyta, Bacillariophyceae, Bacillariales, Bacillariaceae.
AUGUACGGUCUUGUUUUCGAGAUUAUCGAAGAGUGGGUCAUCGAGAAGCAAGGGCUCGACGUGUGGCAUAACAUAAAGGAGCUUGCUGGUAACAAGAGGAACGACCAAACCUAUCUGAGGCGAGCUUAUUAUCAGGAUGAAGAGCUUGUGGAUCUCAUCAAUGCUGCUUCAGAAAUCCUCAAGAUUUCUGUUCACGAUAUUCUCGAUGCAUUUGGCAGAUUUGUCAUCAUGCAUCACUUUGCCAAUGGAUAUGCUGAACUGCUAAUAUGUCAGGGGUCAACUCUGCGCCAAUGGCUUUCAAACCUCAAUGCCAUGCACGAUCACGUACAAAGAAGUUUCCCAGGAGAGAACUUCAUUGCCCCAAUCUUUUGGUGCGAAGAUUGUGACGAAGUCGAAGGCUCUAUUCAACUGCACUACUAUACCCUACGGGGCACCCUGUUGGUACCAAUGGUUGUUGGUAUCGUCGAGCAAUUGGCAUCUUAUCAUUUCAACCUCGAGGUUAAGAUGGAGCAACUCGCAUUGCAGGGUGAAGACGGUGCCACCUUUACUUCAUGGCGUAUUUCAGCAGUGGACGAAUCACAAAAAUGGAAACUAUCCCCCCUUGCAUCUUCCCAAAGCAACGAGGGCGACAAGCCAAUCAGUUUCGAUGGUGUUUCGUUGCCUGACAAAUGUCCGUUCUCAGGCAGAGCGCUGAAGCGAAGCAAUCACAAUACCAACGACGAGACAUCUACAAAGUGCCCAUUUCAUGCAAACCUAGAGGGUGCCUCAGAAAGCUCAAGUCCAUCAGAAACCGAAGAAAUGACUUCAGUAGGCUCUCUUUCAGGACCAAGCGACAGUUGUGCCGACUUCGGUUUUUCUGGGCAGCAUCUCAAGGAGUUGUUCCCUUUCCACAUCCUUGUCGAUCAACACUUCUCAGUUCUUCAACUUGGACCGAAGCUACCAAGGCUCCUUAAAAAGUCGUUUUCUCAGCUGGACGGUGUGCAUAUCAGUGAUAUUGUUCAAAUUACACGACCGGUCUUGGGAACAUCAUGGGAAUGGAAAUCUCUUAACAAAUUAUCUGAUCAAAACUUCUUCCUGACUCCAGCCACCAAGAAAACCUCACUUCACAAGAAAGUCUCCAUGGCAGAUAGCACCAUCCAAUUUCAGGCUUCCAUGUAUCGACUGACACCAACAAAGGUCAUGUUCGCACUGACCCCUAACGUGCAAAAUGUGAACGAACUUAAUCGAAUGGGCUUGAAGCUGACCGAUCUUCCGCUCUCCAGCUGUCAGCGCGAUGCCGUAUUUUUGGGCGAGCACGUUGCUCAGGAAGCUGACAAAGCUCACAAGCUUGACAAACUCAGCAAGCGAUUGAUAAGCGAAAAAGAUCUGUCCAACACUCUCCUUAACAAUAUGCUUCCUCAAAAAGUUGCCGAGGAUCUUCGACGAGGAAAAACUGUUGAGCCAGCCUUCCAUGAACAUGUCACACUGUUCUUCUCUGAUGUUGUUGGAUUCACUAGUAUCUGCGAUCAAGUCGAACCGUGGGAUGUCAUUGACAUGAUGAAUCAACUGUAUUCAGUGAUGGACUUUCUUGCCAGUCACUUUGAUCUCUAUAAGGUCGAGACUGUUGGUGAUUCGUACAUGUGUGCUUCUGGGCUAAUAAAUCCUGAUGACUACCACGCUGAGAAGAUGGCGAACUUCGCUUUGGCAGUUCGGGAGUGUGUACAGCAGGUCAAGUCUCCUAUCGAUGGAUCGCCGAUUCAGCUUCGAAUUGGAAUCCACACUGGUAGCUGUACUUCUGGUAUUGUUGGAACAUUGGCUCCGCAUUACUGUUUGUUCGGUGACAUGGUAAACACGGCGUCUCGACAUGAGUCGACUGGUUUGGCAGGCAAGAUUCAAUGCUCGAGUGUGCUAUAUGGCAGACUUGAACAUUUCUCGAAAAAAGACAGUCGUCAGUACAACUUUAAGGCACGUGGUCUUGUUGAUAUGAAGGGCAAGGGAGAAUGUUACACCUAUUGGCUGGAGAGCGCUGCAGAGGGAAACACUGGGGUUAAUGAGGAAUCCUUGGCAAGUCUUUCAAGCCAAGUUCAAGGGAUACUUUCAACUAACACGUGGAAGAAGAGGCGCUACUUUGGACGAGGCGGAAUCUUUCGAAGUAAUGCAGAUUCUUCAGACGUCUCUGUUUCUGGACUCUCAUUUCACGAUGGAUUGACCCAAAGCUUCACAAGUGAAUCUUUGAGCAGUCUGCUUGGUAGCGAAGGGUCCGCUCAUAACGGGGAUGAUUUCACGGAUGAUGUCAUGGAUGAUGAGGACGGUACAAUACCAAAUACGACCAUCUUUGAUUUCCCAGAGGAGGAUACACUGCAGAUACCGAGACCAUGGGGAACGAUAGGAAGCCAUAAGAAAGAACCUGUCGAGGAAGCGAUAGGAAAAUCUCUCUCUCGGUCGCUGGCUACGUGUAUUCAGAAAGGGGGAAGGCGAAUGCAGAUGAUUGAAGACCAGCUCCAAGCAUUUGUCUCCUUGAUAGCAAAUAUCUAUGAUAGCAGCCUAAAUGAAGCAUCACUGGAUUAUAUCACUGGGGUCUUGCAGAGAGCAAAUAUCCUUUGGGAAGCUAGGGAUCCGAACGAUCGAUCUCCAUGCGCACUUGGUGCCAACCCUUGGGAUCAUUUCACUCUUCUUUUCAGUGCCUUUAUCCAUCAAGUCAAGCAUACUGGUUCCACGAACGCCACUCUGGAGAGGGAAAAGCAUAUUGUUGCCCAGAUGUACGAAGGGCUACAAUCUUGUCAGGAGAGACGAUCGGUCGACUUUGCAUUUACUCUACUGGAAGAUGAGUUCGGAGAGUUGUACGAUGAGAUUACCUUUGGCUGUCCGAACUUCAGAAGCCUGGUCCGUAAGGCAGUUCUCUGUACAGACUUAGAAAAUGAAAACACAGUUCGCGAAAUGCUUGGAAAUUGUGCCAAACUGAAUUCAAUGGAUAAUUGCGCGGAUGAGCGACAAAGUCGGCAACGUAAUACGGCCAACAUCGGACUCAUCUUGGCCGUGGCUACAGUCGGACAAUGCACACAAUCACUUGAUCAGUUCCUGCAGUACUGCGGUGAAGAGUAUGACAAAGCGAUGAAGGCUUCCGAUAGUAACAGUGCAGAAAGCUGGUAUUACGAGCAGAGCAUGUUCAUGAAGGAUGUCUUACUUCCGUUGAUCGAAGAAGUAUUACCUGUGUUACCGCUUUCUGGAUACUUGGAAGAAGGUGCAGCGGAAAAUAUUGCCUUUUGGGACAAGAGGGGACAAGAGUGGAUGGUAGCUAGUAAGCUAAAGAAAGCAAAACUCCAUGGGGUAAUCGAAGGUAGCGUCAUAUCGAAGUAUCAAGUGGAAAAGCUUGUGUCUGUCAACGUUGCUACCCUUGAGACUCUGCUGACGCAGGUCAUGACUACUCGAAACGGGAACGAGCCAAGGUAUCUGGAUGACGGAGUGGAGUCGACUUCACGAAAUCCCUAUGGGGAAAUCCAGAUGUUCAUCAAAAUGAAGAAGUCGACCAUCAAGUCUGGAAAUGGCACAAGUACUAUUCACCAAGUUGGAGCUGACAUUUGUUCCGAACUGAGAGACUUUGUCGUGACUAUUGCCGCUAGAUACGAGAACAACCGAUUCCACAACUUCUUGCAUGCAAGUCAUGUUGCACACAUGGCGAAUCUUCUUGUCAAGUGUAUCCAUUCAACGGAAGGGUCCAACGGGGCCAGCAAUAUUGCGCAUGAUCCGCUUGCUCGUUUUGUGAUUGUCUUGUCUGCGUUGGUGCAUGAUAUUGGUCACACUGGAGUCCCUAACAGUCAGCUUGCCGAAGAACAGCCAGAACUUGCAGAUAAGUAUAGUCGCAAGAGUAUUGCUGAGCAAAACUCGAUCGAUACGGCUUGGGAGAUUCUGAUGUCUCCCAAGUUCAAGAAACUGCAAUGUUGCCUCUUCGAAUCGAAACAAGAGAAAGCUCGAUUCCGCCAGCUACUUGUGAACUGUGUGAUGGCCACUGACAUUUUCGACCAAGACUUGCGAGUAUUGCGACAGUCAAGGUGGGAGAAAGUCUUCUCCGGAGAUGAGGAAGCGCACUGCAAGGCCACAAGUGCCAUUGAGCACAUCAUGCAAACAUCCGAUGUAGCUCAUACAAUGCAAGAUUGGGAGAUCUACUGUCAAUGGAACGAGAGUCUCUAUAGGGAAUUGCACGAUGCGUACACCGAGGGUAGAUCUACAAAGGAUCCAUCUGAUGGUUGGUACGAGGGCGAGCUUUGGUUUUUCGACCACUGGGUGAUUCCAUUGGCUCAGAACUUGAAGGCAUGUGGAGUCUUGGAUAUCGUGAGCGAUCAGUUGGUGAAGCAGGCUCGAAGUAACCGACGUAGAUGGCAGUUGGAGGGCAAGCAGAUUAGCCAAGAAAUGUGUUCUACUAUCCAGUCGGAUACUCGUUCAAGCUGCUGCUCUCAUUCGCUCUCUGCUGCUAGUGAACAUUCAGGCAGUUCCGCCAGUUAUCUGGCAUCUCAGAUGGUGACUGAAGCGGAAUCUGUGUCAAAAGUGAUGGCUCGCUAUGAACGCAAGUAUGAAGCAGUUUUGGGGAAUCUGAUUGCGCUGGCAUACAAAGGGCAACUUCCAUCAGACCUCGAGCAGCAAGAGUUGUCGGAUGUCCAUAAGCAUUUCAAGGAUCAGGAUUGGUAUAGAUCUCAUGCAGACAAUGCCGAGGUAUCUUUCCAUUAUGAGUAUCAAUAA